This is a messenger RNA of Helianthus annuus (common sunflower), 2361 nucleotides long. RefSeq lists its product as uncharacterized. The transcript has 3 exons. The coding region runs from base 1 to 2361 and encodes 786 amino acids. Lineage: Eukaryota; Viridiplantae; Streptophyta; Magnoliopsida; Asterales; Asteraceae. The record is from RefSeq and is a predicted model, not a curated record.
AUGCCCCAGACGGUAGGCAAGUACGAUGGGUUAGGCGAUCCAGACGAUCAUCUCAACCUAUUCAAAAGUGCAGGAGAAGUAGCCUGUUGGCCCAUGCCCCUUUGGUGCAAGAUGUUUGUCCAAACGCUGGUAGGCGCAGCUCGUGUUUGGUGGGACAACCUGCCUACCGGGGAAAUUGACAGUUUCGAAGAUCUAGAGGCAAAGUUCAUCUUGCAAUUUAGCCAGCAACGCAGACACACAAAAGAUUGGAACGAGCUUCUCCACAUCCGCCGGCGAGACAACGAGACGGUGGAGAAUUUCAUCGUUAGGUUCAAUAAAGAAAGCUUGGCAAUUCCAGGCGUUACAAACGUUCUAGCAUGUGGAGCUUUCCUACAAGGAGUAAACGACGAUGAGUUGUUAAGGACACUUCAUGGAAGGGAUGGCGUACCUCCCACCAUUGACGAAAUACUAAGGAUCGCUAAAGUAUACGUUAUACAAGAAAAGGCCGUGGCCGCCAGUCAUGCAGCCAACAGGAAAAAAGAGGCCAUGAAAAACCAGGAAGAAAGAGAACAACGAUGGGGCCAAAGACCCAGAAACACCUAUUCAAGGAACGAUUCCACUAAACCGCGAUCCGACUAUCCCAACUUGAGCAAAACACCCGCAGAGAUCUUGGCCUCGGAGAACCUCAAGUUUAAUCCUCCAAAGCCGCUGAAAGAUAAUCCUAACAAAGACACAAGUAAAUAUUGUGAAUAUCAUAAGGGAAGCGGCCAUGAUACGAAUGAUUGCUUUCAGUUAAAAAAGCAGAUUGAAUAUUUCGUGAAAGCGGGCAAAUUGGCACGUUUUAGUGAGAGACAUCAAGCAGGGCCCACCCGUCGUCAAGGAAGAGAUGAUAAGGCGGCAGGAAAAAGACCGCGAGAACUUAAUAUGGUACACGCCGACAAGGGAAAAGGGGCAAAGCGGAGUUUCUCCACGCUCGAACCCUGGAUGUUAGCAACCAUGACUAUUGAACCUCGCGUGGAAGAUUUACACCUCACUACGGAUGCCCUGAUCAUAUCCGCUGCAGCAGGGGAUUACCGCAUGAGAAGAAUCCUGGUAGAUACCGGGAGUUCAGAAGACAUUAUCUACGAGCAUUGUUUCAAUAGAAUGCAGCUGGAAGACAGAAAGCUGCUUGAAUCAGUGCACGCCCCCAUCAAAGGUUUUACAGGAGAAAAGGUGGACCCAAUUGGUCAGAUUACCUUUCCAGUUACAUUUGGACAAGAACCCAGAGAAAGAACCAUACUCCUAACUUUCCUCGUGGUACGCGCUGAGUCAUAUCACACUGUGAUCAUUGGAAGGUUCACUCUGGGGAAAUUGGACGCAAUAGUUUCUACGAUGCGAGGUUUUAUGAAGUUCCCUACCCCACGGGGUGUUGCAACAGUAUUUUGUAACAAGAUAGGAGAGGUAUUAAACGCCAAAAAAUGUCGCCAAGGCCCCACCGGAGCCGUUGGUCCAGAAAGGUGGGUAUUAAGCACACGCCAUCCGGAUCAGACAGUUACAAUCGGGGACAGCCUCUCUCCCGAGAUUAAAAACGAUUUGAAACAACUGCUGAGAAGGAAUGUCGAUAUCUUCGCCUUUGAACAUUCUGACAUGACAGGAAUACCCCACGAUAAGGCAGAGCACAAGCUAGCAACGCUCCUAGGCAUUAAGCCAGUCGCACAGGGUAAACGCAGUAUGGCUCCAGAUCGAAAGGCAGCGGUUGUUAGAGAGGUACGAAAAUUGGUGGAAGGUGGAAUCCUCAGAGAAACACAAUACCAUACGUGGGUAUCCAACCCGGUGAUGGUAAAAAAGCCCGAUAGAACUUGGCGAAUGUGCAUUGAUUUCAAAGAUUUAAAUAAAGCAUGCCCCAAAGACGCGUACCCACUGCCUGAAAUUGACUUCAAGGUUGAUUCCCUGGUCCCUUACAAUAAGUGUUUCUUAGACGCUUAUAAAGGGUAUCACCAGAUUAAGAUGUCCAAAGAAGAUGAAGAAAAAACGGCAAAUUUGGAAGUAUACGUUGAUGAUCUUGUAAUCAAAAGUAGGGAAGAGAAACAAAUGCUAGAAGACAUUGAGGAAACUUUCCAAAAGCUUAGAGAGUACAACACCAAACUCAAUCCUAAGAAAUGCUCUUUCAGGGUAGAAGAAGGGAAGUUCUUAGGAGUGAUUGUCACCCGGGACGGUUUUAAAGCUAAUCUGGAAAAGGUGGCCGCCAUAACGCGGAUACCCUCUCCAAGAACUUUGAAAGAAGCGCAAGCAUUAAAUUGGCAUUUAGUGGCGAUCAACAGAUUCUUAGCGAGGCAUGCUGAAAAAUCUUUGCCAUUUAUUAAGACGUUGAAAGAUUGCCUCAACAAAAAGAAUUUCAAAUAG